Molecule: messenger RNA, 7572 nt
Organism: Hyaloperonospora brassicae
Lineage: Eukaryota; Oomycota; Peronosporomycetes; Peronosporales; Peronosporaceae
Source: the annotation of a GenBank genome assembly
AUGGCGCUGCCUCGCGGCGUUGACAACGACGACGAGAACCGAAGCGACUCGGAGCUGCAGCAGCUCAAGCAGAAGCUCGAGCCACUCGUGGUGGGCCGUGAUGUCGUGUCCCUCUCGUCGAUAAGCUUCAUUCCGCGUGGUCCUGAGACCACGGGCUUUGAGUCGGACUCGUCGUUUUACAGCACAAUACCGGUAUCUACCGGAGAAGAAGUAGAAGACGACGAUGAGCACGACGACGAGCACGACGACAGUGGCCAUAGUAACUCAAACAUUGAGAGCUGCCACGCGUCGGUAAACCGGUACGCAGGCGUCAUUUACGCUGCCCGUUUCUUUGUCACGCGCGUGGGCUUCCUGCGCUCGGUCAAGCGCCUCUUGGUGCUCAGCAGUAACCACCUCACCAUCGUCGAUCCAUACUCCGAGCAAGUGAAGGAGCGCUAUGCGUUUGACAACAUCAAAGAGAUUACCAUUGCCUCGGACAGCGGCGGCCAUAACGCCGACAGAGCGUUCACGGUCUUUAUUGGCAAGAACGUCAAGGAAACGUACACUUGUCGAUGCCGCCAACAGCUGCUCUCGGCGUACUAUCAGCUACGAGAACGGGCGUCGGCGUUCCGCAAAGACCAUAUCGAUGCUGCUACUGCUGAUGCGCUGAGUGCUGUGGGGGCGAGCGUGGCGUCGAGCGACAGCACCUGCUGGACUACGUCGGGGUCCAGUGGAACGCCCGGCGGUCCGAGCGCGUUUUCGAGUCUCGGAACUAGUGGCAUGUAUUUCGACAGCUUAUUUCAAUUGUGUGGGAAGACGUUUACCAUGGAAAAACUCAGCACGACGCGCAGCGUGGCUGCUCAUCCCGUGAAACUGGACGUCCUGCUUGCAGUGCGAGCGGCGAGUUUGGAUCGCCUCGAACCCGAUACGCACACGACGCUGUCGUCGAUUUUGUUGAUCGAUGUUGUCAAGAUUCAGCGCGUGAUUACCAACUCGAACGAACUUGUGCUAUACUUUGAAAACAAUCGAGUGCACCGGUACUGGUGCGAUAGUCGUGAGCCCUUUAUUCAAGCAAUAGCGAACAAUUUGCGCUCGUGGCUCAGCGUGUCGCUUUUCGUGGAAGAAGUGUCCGACUCGUACGAGUUUGACGCGCUGACGUCGACGCGAGACAUUCCGCAGCCCGUGACGUUUGAGAUCCCAGUGCUGAAGAUCAGCAAGAACAAGUCGGACAAGUUGCAGCUGCGUUUGCUGGGUCUCACUGCGUUGGCAAUCGUUGAACGAGACCCCGUGACACGAAAGACGAUGGCGAGCCAUGCGCUCAACGACAUCUUCAAUGUCGUGAUGUACCCCUCGUUGUCGUCAUCUCACGACAAUGUCGACACUGAAGCGUCACAAGGAUUGUGUGGUAAGUUUGCGCUAGAGCUAAAGCACGGACGAACGCGCCGUUACGUCUGCCUGAGUGCAACGGUGAACCGGCGUGAUAAGGAUGUAAGCCUUGGACUCAAGCAAGUAUCAUCGCAGCAUGAAAAUGAGCUGUGCCAGGUCAUUGGCGAUAUUGCCGGGGAUAUAGACGUUCCUGCUUGGCUACAAGUUGCUGGAUCCACAACUUUGCUUAGUCCAAAGGAGGCGCGGAGUCUGUUUCUUUGCAACAUGAUCGAGAUGUGUCGAAUGAACAAGCUGCACUUGCCAUGGUCCACGGAAGAGACGGAAAUUGCGUGUAAAGAAGGAACAUGGGGAACAGAGGUGCACUCCGAAUGGGAAGACAUUUUGUUGCGCAAGUUGGCCAAUCUGAGCUUGAUCCCAAACCUCGUGUCGAAAGAGAGCGUGUCAAUCAUUUACAACCAACUUGUUCAGUUUAACCGCAAUAUUCCACUGGGAGGCCUUCGCCAGCGCGAUCGACGUGCAUUUGCGAGCCUGAUGAAGCUGCUCGAAAACUUCAAGGAGUACUCUGUGGCCCAACUUAACAGCCCUUCCAACACAGACGCUCCGAUCCCGACGACGGAGUUUCAGGUGGAAUUACUGUUGGCAAUCCAGCGCUUGCUUUGCACUCGCGGGGUUUUUGAGGAGAUUCCUAGCUCACAGUACAAGAGGAGUAUCGAGGUGAUUAUGGAGUUGCUCCAUUCCCCGAUGGAAGAGGUGAGCUUUGCAGCGUCGUGCGUGAUUAAGUACAUGGUGGUCAACUACUCCGAUACGCGCAGUUUGAAGUCUGAGACGGCUAAUCGUCGAGCAGUUUUUACGAAAUACCAUAGCAGAAUGUACGUGUCUCGCGCGUUCGACUUAUCAAGGACGAAUCGGGCUGGCCGCAUGCCAUUGCACAGCGCAACUUUGGCAAGACCCGAAUCGAGCAGGCUCCAAUCGGUGGCGGCAAUGUCCAACACGGAACGCAGUAUGGCGAACGCACUUGCGUAUUCUCAGCUCGGGUUGGAUUACCUUGUUCUCGCUACGGUCCUGCAGACGCUUGAGGUUUGCUUGUCGAGUGGAAAGAAGGCAACUCCGGAAAGAGUGGCGAGAGAUUUGCUUCGAGCGAUGCGCUUUAAUGACUUUUCUCGUCACCACGCUCUGUUUUUGUUCAAUCGGUCAUUGAGUUUCUCAAUUACAAAGUGCUCGUCGAUUCUGGUGAAGGUGCAUAUCUUGGAACAACCUACUGAGCUUGUUGAGCUGAUUCAAAACUUCGCGAGGAAACACGGUGUACUCGUGUGGCAACUUUACUUAGCAUUGUAUACCCAAGACAAGACUCAGCGUCGAAUCUCAUCUCAGUUGGUCGCGUUGCUUACGCACGAAAACUCGCGCUCAUCGUAUGUCAUACGAAACAUCUUUCCACACGCGUUGCUAGAUGACAUGAAAACGUGUCAACUGGAAUACGACGAGUUCGGCAGACAUCUUCCGACGGCGAAUUCCGACACUUACGUAAAGAGCAACGAUGCUUCGCAGAAGCACGGUGGUCGCCGGGAUACUGCCAGUGCUGCUGAAAGUAGGCGCAAUAAACCCAGCUUCGGGAUCAAUACGCGUGCUCGCUUGGCGCGACAUGUAAAACAUGCAGUGCUGCUGCCCGAAUUCUUUGACCGUUUGAGUAAAACCCAUGCAACCAAGGAGUUGGUGUGGGGUCCUCUCGCUGUGGAAGAGCUGAUUUGUAAAUUACAAGCUGAAGUAAGCGCACUGGAUUUAUACCGGCUGAAGUACCUCGGAUAUUUAUACACGGACCCGCUUGCCACUGAUCAUACGGAGACCGAGUGGGAUGCACACCACGCCAAUCGACUGCGCCACGAUCCGCAGAACGCCACUUUUGCCCCGUUUCUCUUCGAGUUCUUGCAAAAUGGUUCGGAGAGCCAACUAGCGGUUGAAAUAAUGAAAGGGACAAUUUCAUCGUCAAACCGAUUCGCUAGGUACAUGCCGCUUUCAUUUUUGCUGAAUCCCGAUACGUCUGAAGACGUGGAAAGCGACGGUGGGCUAGAUGACGACGGCUACGACAGCGACGAUAAUUACACAGACGAGAACGGGUUUGCUUCUCGUCCCAAUGGUGUUCGAGCUGGUGACGGUGCAGCAUGUAAGCACGAUGAUGAAGACGGCUGUCAUGAAGGGUUCCGUAGUGCGUUCUCGACACAAAAGAAAAAGCGGAGUGCAAAGAGCAUGCCACGGUGGUUUGUGGCGUGGAACUGCAAUGAAUUUCGCGUCGACUACGAGUGCCUGAAAAGUGAGGUGAAGGUUGGCCCGUACUAUCUUGCAAACAUUCUUGACGAUCGCGGUGUUCUAGUAGAAGGAAUUGAAGAUGCCGAGAAGUUUAUGUCGCUGCUGUAUUACCGCCUACUUGCCGAAGAUCGUGCCAUUUCUGUUAGCAACCUACAGAAUGCAGAAACGCGUUCUACGUCUGAUCCGCUCGGCGACAUCGAUCAGUGUGACAUUCGCUUGUUGGUCUUGAAGGUCAUGAUUCAGUUAUACGAGCGCCACUUUAACGAGCUGGGCUCGCUAACAUUUCUGAAUCACUUCCUUCGGGCGAGCAUGAUGAAAUCCAGAGACGGUGAGGACCGGCGUUGGCCAUUGGUUAUACGCGGUAACAUCAUGCUGUUCCUUGAUCGCGUUCUUUCUAGUGCAGUAAAUGUGUCGCGAUUUUUACGUGAAAAGGACAACGUGACGAUGGUUUUGGAUUUGCUACGCGAAGUGAAGCCACUGGUCGUUCUUCAGGGACCAAAUGAUUCUGAAAAAGAGUAUGUUGUAGAACCUGCAGCCGAUAUUCAGGCAGAUCUCGAUGCGUCUGAAGACGAGGGCGAAGACGUUUACGAUGAGGACGAGGAGGACUAUGCUCAUGACGUUACUGAACGCAGCGAUGAGAAUGAUGACAAUGACGAUGAGCAGGACAUGGCGAAAAGGAUGAUUGAUGCACUAGAGGAUUCUGGUGCCGAGAGCUCAAUCGCGUCGAGCCAGUCCGUUUCUCCGACUGACGCACACCGCGAUGACGAUAGUGUGCAGCUCGAAGAAGAACCCAGGCGCGUGACAGUCGUUGCAGAGCAUUGUGGCGCAAUGAGUGGGUCGAUGAUUGUGCAGACCUGCUUGAGCGUCCUCAGUCGUUUGAUUGAUUGCCACACAGCAGAAGAGGAGGGUUACAUGUACCAAGAUGUGCGUUUCCCUAAGUACGGACGGCUGACGCAUUUUGAGGGCUCGAGUGUAAGCCCAAUCAGCUCGAUCAAGCAGCGACUGUGUGAAGAUCAGACAUUGCGGUUCUUGGUAGGACUUUUGGAUUGUCCGAAUCGCAUCGUUUUCAAAAAGUGUCUUGGCUUGAUCCGGCUUCUCGUCCGACACAACGAAGCGAUUAUCCCAAAUCUUCAUGCAUCUGGCAUCUUUUACUACCUUCUUCGGUUUGCUCAAGAUGUGGAUGAGAUGUCAAUCGCAGCACGUCUUAUCUCUCAUAUUCAUUUGCGGCAAUCGGGGCUUGAUUUCCAGCAUCUUGUUGAUGACAAACAAAAAGGAGAGAACAAGAAGGGUGUUUUUGCGCCUGAUCCGCUGACUCGUAUCUGCUUGAGGAGUUGGCUAGUGCGAGUGUUGCCAGUAUCUAUGGUAGCUCAACUGUUGCGUCAUGGCCCACGCCGAUUCGCCACGGCACUUUUUUCAGACGCAAACAAUCCCGAAGUGGUUUGGAAUGCUAACAUGCGGGACCAAAUGGUGGCUUACAUCGAGAAGUUCAUGAACUUACAUACCGAUGAACACGGGAUGUUUUACAUCUCAAAGAAUGAAGGAUCCGAGCACAAGGCUUGUAUUCCAUUGAUACAGUACCCAAAGGAAGUGCACGCACUACAGUGCUAUCAGUACUAUUUACACAACCUUCUUGACGAAAAGAACUUUCCUGGAUGGCCCAUCAAUGACGAAGCUGCUUUUCUACGUGCUCUUCUUGAUUCGAUCCGCCGUUGGGUGCACCCGGCAUUGUUGCUAAGCACUCGCGGGGCAACAGCUGUCAAAGACCAAUCGACAAAACUUCUCUCAGUGUUCGAUGCUAUCGAGUUGCUUGACGCUACGGCCUUGCUUUUACGCCGAUUUCCUGACUCUCCGAACAUCACUAACUUGCAAAACAUCUCGCAUUUCCUGGAGGCUCUGGAACGAUGCAUAACAGAACUGAAGGCCAAUCGUGUCGGCCGGACAAAAACGUUUUUUGACGUGUCUAAAGCAAUUGCGGCAAAGACCGCGUUCGUAAAGGCAUUCGGCAGUGCGAUUCGUGUCAUCAAUUUGGCCGUUGGUAUUUCGGAUGAGAAUGCCCGUGGAUGUAGUUCUGGACUAGGCCUUCGCGUGCUCUGCAAUUCUCUUCAAUUGCUGUUUCACAAUCAAGAAGCACUGGAUGCUGUUGAUGGGUGCGCACCAAACGUGAUGACACACUGGGUGCUGGAAGCACUCGUGAACGUUCUAAACCAGCCGAACGGGCGUGUGUCGGCUGCCGCGCAGUCGAUUGAUCUGUUGCCUUGCUUGACCCGCUAUCUUUCACAAGAAGGUGACCGCUUGGCCACCGAUUUGUCUCUUCAAAUAAUGUACGAAAUGGCUGGCAGCUCGGGGGAAAUGGCUGAAGUUCUCUUGCUGCAGCUUGCUGAGCACGGAAUCUUGUGGUAUUUGACACUACUGCUGUUCUAUUACCGGCCGAACAACGAUGGCAACGACGGGGACUUACAGCGUAUUAGUAUAGGUGCAGCGAAGGCGUUGGGCCGGAUCUUGGAAGCUAACGCGAAAGAGGACUCGAUUGCUGUAUUUGUCAAGCGAAUGCAGACCACAAUCGAGCAAAUCUUUACGCGCCCGCUUGUAGACAUCUUACGACGGGCCGGACCGAUUAAACUACUGAACGUCUUAGUUACUGAGGUUCGUGAGCCGCACGUAAUGUGGACGGACCGCAUGCGGAAAGAGUUGAUCAGUCUUGCCCAACGAGCAAUUCAGUUCCAUACAACAACGGAUCAAGGGGACGGAGAAAUGCGCAAGGUGUUUGAGCUACCACCCCACUUCAAGUUCUCGGCACAGAAGGAAGAGCUAUGUGUUGCUGGUAUCUACGUCAACUUCUUUAACGAAAACCCGAAAAAUGGUAUCCUCGCCCAGAUUGCUGGCACGGAGAACAGCAGUGGAAGGCGCGCCGAAAUGCUCAAGCAGAAACCUACUACAAAGAAGGAAGUCCAAGCUGCUGCCGCAGCGGCCGCAGAGCUCGAGAACCGCACGAUAAGUGGACAUGUGAUGCACGGUUUGUUGGCAGCGCUGUCAUACGACAUCUCCGGCGUGCGCUCACAACCUCAAGCACUAGAGAGCGUGUUGCUCCAGCGGUUGCUGCCAGUUGCGACAGCUAUUCGAAACCUUCUGCAAUAUACGCCUGACAUGGAUGUGCAGGUCGUACAGGCAGACGGUCUAGUGACGCUUUUGUAUGUCCUAGACCACGAGACACAGCCACAGGGGUUCUCGUUUGCAAAUGCUCCGCUUUUGCUGCUUCGUUGCAUGGAGUGCGUGCACACAUUGUCGUUCAGUGGCAAAUGCGUCGAUCCGUUGGCAAAAGCAGUUCCACCGUUUGUCAAGAGUGCGUUCCAGAUCGUGUACAAGAACUUGGCCCGCACUGAAGCUUCGACUGAGGGCCAACUAGCUCGCAUCACGUUGCAGCUGCUCGGCAACUUGUGCCUCAUCCCUGCGUGCAUCGACAAUCUUGUAAAAGGAAUGGACCCCGUUAGUCUAUCGAGCUUGUUGCCGCGCGUGUGGUUGGGAGACUCGACGGAAAUGCAGCUUCUUUUGUGUCUGCACAUGAUCCCGCUGAAGCGACAUACGCAAGCCGCUACUGAGUUUGCAAAGGCUGCCGUGAGCUCGCAGCUUGCAGCAGCACUACUGAACCUGCUUUCCACGCUCAUGCCCAAAUCGAAGGUGGGGGAGAGCACAGCGACCAAGCAGUACGCGGCACGAUUUCUAUCAGUGCUGUCAUCCAACCCAGGCAGCGGCGGCGCCAUCUCGAGUUUGCUUGUCGCUUCUCGGGUAUGGGAAACCCACGGCGAUACUACGCAAGCCACGUCCGAAGACCUACGCCGUUUGCUUAUGCCUCCAUAUGCGCCUGCAUUGCUCAAGGCGCCUCACGCGAAUCCCAACAAGGUCGGCUAG